CCCCUUCCCAGCGCUCUUCGCGCGGUCUCGCGGUGACUCUGGUGCGUGGGGUCAAGGCGCGGGGCAGAGCUGCUGGGUCCGGGGCGUCAUGCGGAGGGGUGAGCGCAAGGGCGCCGAGGGGCCGCGGCCGGGGUCCCCUGUGCCCGUGGGCAAGGCCUCGCUGGAGGAGCCGCUGGACGGCGCGGCCGCGGGCCGAGCGAGCGGAUCGACCGCUGGCCGCCGCAGCACCGAGUCAGAGGUCUACGACGACGGCACCAACACCUUCUUCUGGCGGGCGCACACCCUGAGCGUGCUCUUCAUCCUCACCUGCGUGCUGGGCUACGUGACACUGCUGGAAGAGACACCGCGGGACACGGCCUACAACACCAAGAGGUACCGGCCCGACCCAGCCUCGCUCCACGCGGCUGGCGGGGUGUCUGGAGGUAUUGUGGCCAGUAUUUUGGUUUUCUUAUGUUUUGGAGUCACACAAGCUAAAGACGGGCCAUUUUCCAGACCUCAUCCAGCCUACUGGAGGUUUUGGCUCUGCGUCAGUGUGGUCUACGAGCUGGUGCUCAUCUUUAUACUCUUCCAGACCGUCCAGGACGGCCGCCAGUUUCUGAAGUACGUCGACCCCAGGUUGGGGGUCCCGCUGCCAGAGAGGGACUACGGGGGAAACUGCCUCAUCUAUGAUGCAGACAACAAGACCGACCCCUUCCACAACGUCUGGGACAAGCUGGAUGGCUUCGUGCCCGCACACUUCAUCGGCUGGUACCUGAAGACCCUGAUGAUCCGUGACUGGUGGAUGUGCACGAUCGUGAGCGUGAUGUUUGAGUUCCUGGAAUACAGCCUGGAGCAUCAGCUGCCCAACUUCAGCGAGUGCUGGUGGGACCACUGGAUCAUGGACGUGCUCGUCUGCAACGGGCUGGGCAUCUACUGCGGCAUGAAGACCCUCGAGUGGCUGUCCCUAAAGACGUACAAGUGGCAGGGCCUCUGGAACAUUCCGACCUACAAGGGCAAGAUGAAGAGGAUCGUGUUCCAGUUCACGCCCUACAGCUGGGUCCGCUUCGAGUGGAAGCCGGCCUCCAGCCUGCGCCGCUGGCUGGCCGUGUGCGGCAUCAUCCUGGUGUUUCUUUUGGCAGAGCUGAACACCUUCUACCUGAAGUUCGUGCUGUGGAUGCCCCCCGAGCACUACCUGGUCCUCCUGCGGCUGGUCUUCUUCGUCAACGUGGGCGGCGUGGCCAUGCGGGAGAUCUACGACUUCAUGGACGACCCGAAGCUCCACAAGAAGCUGGGCCAGCAGGCCUGGCUGGUGGCGGCCAUCACCGUCACAGAGCUGCUCAUCGUGGUGAAGUACGAUCCGCACACUCUUACGCUGUCCCUGCCCUUCUACAUUGCCCAGUGUUGGACGCUCGGUUCCGUGCUCGCCCUCACCUGGACCGUCUGGCGCUUCUUCCUGCGGGACAUCACCCUGAGGUACAAGGAGACGCGGCGGCAGAAGCAGCAGGGCAGGGACGACCAGGGCAGGGCAGACGGCAGCGUGGACGGGCGCCCACCAGGGCCCGACGACCCCUCAGGGCCCGAGGAGGCCGAGAGGGAGGGGGUGCCAGCACCACACUGACGCUGCAGCUGGGCCUGCAGAGCCCAGGCCUGGUGCCCUCCCCACUCUGGGAUCCCCGCCAGGAGCCUUCCAGCAGGCCUCAGCCCUCAAGGUUCUAUCUCCCUCUUCUCCCGCGUGCACAGUGGGGUGGGGCGCGUGUGUGUGUGGUGUGUGCACGUGUGCUCCUGAGGCUCGCCCCGGGCCGGCUGGUUCCCUUCCUGCACAGUCAGCCCGCUGCCUUGGCGCCCCCAAGCCUUGGUGCCCAGACGGCCCGGCCCAGGCAGCAGUGUCUCGGUGCCCGCCCCUCUCCGCUCCCUGGGCCCCGCCGGUCCCCCAUGACCUUCUGGCGGCACAUGUGAAGGACAGUCGUCCAGGGACACCCUGGCGUGGCUGGGAAAGGGCAGAUCUGCUUACUCGGGAGCCUCCAUCUGACCCUCCAACCUGGAGGGUGCGUGGACAGGGCUGCCCGCACAUCGAGUCAGAGAUGCCAAGGCCUGGUGCCCGCCGUCAGGAGGGCAGGUUGUGAGGGAGUGUCUCUGUGGCCCAGGCUUGAGGUCACCCCCAUGAGCAAACAGAACAAAUAAAAGCCACGGUGACAGCCUGCGGCUCCACAGCUCCUCGCUGUCCCUCACCCCCGCCCUACUCUGUGCCACCCAGAGGGCAGCUGGGAACUACCCAGGCUGCACACCUGUCCUGGCAGAUGACCAGCAGGCACAAGGGUCACCGGCCUCCCUGGCGCCUCCUGCUGCAUCCGGCC
Kogia breviceps (pygmy sperm whale) is the source of this 2333-nucleotide messenger RNA. It is a transcript of the gene PTDSS2, whose product is annotated as phosphatidylserine synthase 2. Gene Ontology annotation, molecular function: L-serine-phosphatidylethanolamine phosphatidyltransferase activity. The record is from RefSeq and is a predicted model, not a curated record. Lineage: Eukaryota; Metazoa; Chordata; Mammalia; Artiodactyla; Physeteridae. Gene Ontology annotation, biological process: phosphatidylserine biosynthetic process.